AUGCCAGACGAGCCUCAGCUUUUUCAUCUGUCCAAGCAGCUGGAGCAAAGGGCGAUUCAAUUUGAGGAAGAGUUGAAGCGGUUCGCUGAUUCCUUGUCUAACACGACCCACUCCGCACCUUCUCAUCCCUCUGAUAAAAGCGCUACCGUCGUAAAAGAGGAGAAUAGGAGUCGUGAAUCUGGUUACGGAUCAACAGACCUUCCUCCUGCCCAAUCUCAUUCACAGCAGUUAGUCAUUCCCUCAAUCCAACCCCUCCUAGCAAACCUAGCCAGUCUGCGAAAGGACCUUGCUUGGCUCUUAGGCAAAGAGCCAGAAGAGGGCAACGCGGCACAUAAUCUUGUCUUUCCGAGUAUCAUGAGGAAGAACUUUUAG
Rodentolepis nana is the source of this 372-nucleotide messenger RNA. NCBI's taxonomy places the organism in Eukaryota, Metazoa, Platyhelminthes, Cestoda, Cyclophyllidea, Hymenolepididae. The record is from the annotation of a GenBank genome assembly.